This is a messenger RNA of Cryptococcus wingfieldii CBS 7118, 477 nucleotides long. RefSeq lists its product as hypothetical. The record is from RefSeq and is a predicted model, not a curated record. Lineage: Eukaryota; Fungi; Basidiomycota; Tremellomycetes; Tremellales; Cryptococcaceae. The transcript has a single exon. Bases 1 to 477 code for a protein of 158 amino acids.
AUGUCGAUCCACCCCGCCCUAUCUCUUCAAGAUGACGCAUCGGCCAUGAUGCCGCCCGCACAACAGUCCUCCGCGUCUACAGGACCUCUUCGGGCCUCUCAGCUACUCGAUAUGAUGGGCCCUGAGAGCGAUGGUGUGUCCCCGGCAACUCUGGAGUAUGUCAAACCCCCUCAAAGAAGGGGGCGACCAGCCUAUCAGUUUGAACCACCACCGAUGGCUGCUGUUGAACCCUCCUCCUCUCUUGACAGCGACGAUGACUCUCAUCCCCUCUCCAGAAAUGACCUCGAGAGCUUCUCAGUCGCUUCGGAUACUACAUCCUCGCUAGCGAAGGCUACAUCAUCUGUUCCCGCUCUAGCAAGACAGCGGGAAAACCAUCACGUUGAGCUGCCUGGCCGAUACCUCAAAGAGAGUGCCAAAAGCGAAGCCGCCAAUUUCGAUGGUUUGUUUGACUCGGUACUCAAUGGCGAUGACUGGUGA